AUGAGCAACACUAAUCAAGAUUCAUACAAGGGGAAGGAGAAAGUGAAUGAAGAAUCAGUAACCGAUUCGCAAAAGAUGGAGAAUCAGAACAAGCGAAAGACGAUGGCGCUGGAAGCUGAAACUAAGAAUUCAAAGAGUCCUAGAAACAAUGCUGGUGUAGAUGAAUCAACAAGUUCAUCCAAGGAAUUUUCUCCAUUCCUUCUCUUCGGAUUUAUUAUUGAUCCGAGUAAGAAAUAUCAAAAAGCUUAUUCGUGCGACUUUUGUCGCAGGAAAUUUGUUUCUCCACAAGCAUUAAGCCGAAACAAAAACUGCAAGGAGUGUGAGGAUUCGCGGAAAAAAAUUAUCGAAGCUUUGAACAAACCUCGGUAUAAUUUAUCUUAUGGCGUACAAGGAAUACGUCUAAGCAAGAUUGUUCCAUACCCUGGUGGGUGCGGAUAUAUAUAUGGUGGAAAUGAUGCUGGGGAAUUGCUGGGACCAGUGCUGGAUAAUCUACAGAUUGAUCAACACAAUGUGAAUCAACAGGGGAUUGACUUGAACAUUGAUUUGGUUUCAGAGGAAGCAUCCAAGAAGAACAUUGAUUUGAACAUCAUGCCUUGA
Messenger RNA from Vicia faba (fava bean), 597 nucleotides. The record is from the annotation of a GenBank genome assembly. Lineage: Eukaryota; Viridiplantae; Streptophyta; Magnoliopsida; Fabales; Fabaceae.